This is a messenger RNA of Protopolystoma xenopodis, 211 nucleotides long. The record is from the annotation of a GenBank genome assembly. Lineage: Eukaryota; Metazoa; Platyhelminthes; Monogenea; Polystomatidea; Polystomatidae.
UCCUACAGCGGAUCAACUUCAGGAGAAGAGAUCGAUAUUGAAAAUCGAGCUACAGGAACCCCUCGUGAACGAUUUUUCCGACCUGGCUGCCGCCAGGUUAACUCGCUUGGCUUUAAUCAAUUUUGCGUGCGAUCUAUUCGUCAGGCUUCCUUUGGUCGCCAUGAGAUUGAGAUUGCCGAACAGGGUUAGAUUGACAUUUGUCUAUAAAUAA